AUGGCGGCCAAAAUUCAUGUCGGUAAGAAACAGCAUUCAUGUGAACAUUGUUUAAAAUUAUUUAAUUCCGCUUCAGUGCUCAAGAUACAUAAAAGAAUCCACACUGGUGAAAAACCGUAUUCCUGUGAACAUUGUUUUAAGGCUUUCACUCAAUCCUCAAGUUUAAUGAAACAUAUGAGAAUCCAUGUUGGUGAAAAGCCUUAUUCGUGCACUUCUUGCCCUAUGGCAUUCAGUCAAUCUUCAAAUUUAACGAGACAUCUGACUGUUCAUACUGGUGAAAAGCGGCAUGUGUGCAAACAUUGUUUGAAGGCAUUCUCUCAAUCUGCCAAAUUAAAGCAACAUCAGACUGUCCAUACUGGUGAAAAGCCCCAUUCGUGCGAAUAUUGUUUUAGGUCAUUCGCUCGAUCUUCAAAUUUAAAGACACAUAUGAGAAUCCAUACUGGUGAAAAGCCAUAUUCGUGCAAUUUUUGCUCUAUGGUAUUCGCUCAUAUUUCAAGUUUAACGAGACAUCUGACUGUCCAUACUGGUGAAAAGCCAUAUUGCUGCGAAUAUUGUUCAAUGGCAUUCGCUCACUCUUCAAGUUUAAAGACACACAUGAGAAUCCAUACUGGUGAAAAGCCAUAUUUGUGUACACAUUGUUCAAAGGCAUUCCCCAAGCAUUCAGAAUUGACGAGACACAUCAUGAUCCAUACUGGUGAAAAGCCAUAUUCGUGCGACUAUUGUUCUAUGGCAUUUGCUGUAUCGUACAGUUUAAAGAAACAUAUAAGUGUCCAUACUGGUGAAAAACCGCACUCGUGUGAAUUUUGUUCCAAGUCCUUUUCCCUCGCUUCAAAUUUGAAGUUGCAUUUGAGAGUGCACACCGGCGAGAAGCCAUAUUCAUGCGAAUUUUGUUCAAAGGCCUUUUCCCGUCCUGCUGGGUUGAAAGCACAUUUGAUAGCACAUGCUAGAGAGAAGGCACAUGCAUGAUAGUCAGGAUUGUAAGAGUUUCGGCCAGUGGUGGUUUUAACCAUGAAUAAAACCGGUUAAAACCGGCCAGGAUAAAAUCAGUUUUAUCCAGUUUUGGCUACUUUGAUAAUUAUCAAAUUUUAAAUGAAACCAAAUAAUAAAUUAUUAAAAGGAAAAGCAAAACAAACCACAAUCAAUCAUCUUUCAUUAUUUAUCUAAAUAGUAUGUUUUACCGUUUGUAGAAAUAACAGCGUGUUUAGAAGAUAAGGUUUACAUGAAAAAUGUGCAUUAACAUUAAAAAAAUAAUAGAGUGAAACAUUGUUAGUUGAAUAGAUAG
Molecule: messenger RNA, 1282 nt
Organism: Uloborus diversus
Lineage: Eukaryota; Metazoa; Arthropoda; Arachnida; Araneae; Uloboridae
Product: zinc finger protein 93-like
Exons: 1
Coding region: 1-966 (321 amino acids)
Biological process (GO): regulation of transcription by RNA polymerase II
Molecular function (GO): DNA-binding transcription factor activity; RNA polymerase II cis-regulatory region sequence-specific DNA binding
Source: RefSeq, a predicted model, not a curated record